This is a messenger RNA of Aphanomyces invadans, 1230 nucleotides long. RefSeq lists its product as hypothetical. Bases 85 to 1230 code for a protein of 381 amino acids. The record is from RefSeq and is a predicted model, not a curated record. Gene Ontology annotation, biological process: carbohydrate metabolic process. Gene Ontology annotation, molecular function: cellulose binding. NCBI's taxonomy places the organism in Eukaryota, Oomycota, Saprolegniomycetes, Saprolegniales, Verrucalvaceae. Gene Ontology annotation, cellular component: extracellular region. The transcript has 2 exons.
GGUUGCUGACGAAGUCGCCCGUGCCGCCUUUGCAUUGACCGGGCGUGUGGUCACGACCUAUUCAUUCUCGAAUUCUCCUUCAACAUGCAAGUUCCGUUGAUUGUGUCUGCCUUGGUGGCCGCCGCUGCCGCUGAUUUGGCGUGCGUUGCCGAGUACGGCCUGUGCGACACUGGCGCCCCCUGCUGCAAUGCAAACAGCACGUGCCAUCGCUUCGACGACAACGUGGCCCAGUGCUUACCUGCAUCGCACCAAGUCAAGAAUACCCACGAGCGCGCCGCAUCCGGUGAAGCGAAGCGAGUCUGCGCCACGACGUGGAGCCAAUGCGACGGCCAGAACUGGCCCAACGGUGUGUGCUGUAUCAGCCCGAACGACCGUUGUGUCAAGCACAACGACUACUACUCGCAAUGCAUCCCCAUGUCGUCGACGACGUCCGUGCCCACGCAGGCCAACGCGCGGUGCAGCGAAAACUGGAGCCAGUGCAACGGCCAAAACUGGCCCAACGGCGUGUGCUGCAAGGAUCCUUUGUUCCAAUGCAACUUCAAGAACCAGUACCUGUCGCUGUGCGAGCCCAAGCGGGCUGCGAAGGCGGCGGAAGCGUCGUGCACCAACGUAAGUGUCGUGGGUGAUGCCACAUACUGCGUAAAAGGCGCCAUCUGCGGCGACGAAGGUGACGUAUGUCCCAAGAAGGGAGACACUGCCGUCGGCGAUUGUAUCUCAACUCUCAUGAGCUACGUCGGUGCCACGUCGAGCUGCGUCGCCCCAGCCGACGCGACUUGCCAGAAGAUUCCCAUCACGACGACUGGUGCCCCCGUGCCCACGACGGCCAACUCUGGCAAGUGCAGCACGAAUUGGAGCCAAUGCAACGGGCAAAACUGGCCCUACGGCGUAUGCUGCGAAGACGCUUCGUUCCAGUGCAACUACAAGAACCAGUACCUGUCGCUGUGCGAGCCCAAGCAGCCCGCGAAGGCGGCGGAAGCUUCAGGCGUGGUCGCUGUGUGGCAGCAAUGCGGUGGGAAGGCGUACCAGGGCCCCAAGCAGUGCACGACCGGCAACACGUGCGAAGUGAUCAACGAAUGGUACUCGCAAUGCAGACCCGCUCCCACCAAGGACGGCGUCCUCGCCACUUGGGCGCGAUGCGGCGGCAUCGGGCACACGGGCUUGACCAAGUGCCGUGACGAGGACAAGUGCGUCAAGCACAACGACUAUUACUCGCAGUGCGUCCCCAAAUAA